UUGUCUGAACUGCGCUCCGCUGCGCCCUGGAGCUUCGGCGCGGCUGAAGUUCUCCUGGCUGGGGACGAAGCAACCUCGUAAUCCCUCCCCCAUCUGGGCCCCUCUGCCCUUCUCCUGGACCCCCCCUUGGGGCUUAACCCCCCCCACACACACCUGCCUCCCCCACCUGCUGCUCCCCAGCUCCGGGCACCUGGGCACCUCCCCACAGCCUUCCACCUCUCCAAAGGCGCACGAUCUUGGGGUCUCUUGCGCCCCGUCCUGGGGUCCCCAUGGCCAGCCGCCGGGCCGUGCCCCCCUCGCUCUGGUCCGGCCACGAGCGACUGCGCAUCGGUGAGCGUCUCCAAGCCAGCCUGGCCGGUCUUUGGGAACUGGAUCUCUUGCGCGAAAUGCAGAAAGCCAACGUGGAAAGCGCCCUGGCUGGGUCGGAGUCGCCAUCGGAGGACUCAAAUGGCUUCAGAGAGGGAAAAUUGACCCAUCCCAACAUUGCAAAGCUGGACCAGAACAAAGCGGAACCGGUCCUCGGAUGUGCCGAGGUACGCUGUGGCUUCUACACCUCGUCGGAGAACAUGGAGUUGUGUGUUCAUGCUGAAGAUGAUUCAGACAAGGAAGGUCUGGGGCUAAGGAUGAUGGGUGAGGAGACCAAGAAAGUAGGCAUCAACGGAGGAGACACCUCAGAGAUGCCGGAAGCCGAUUCCAGACCCAGUUCAGGGUUUUACGAAACCAGCGACAUGGGUUCCCUCUCGGAUUCCUGUGCCUCGGUGCACAGCGACGGACCUGGGGCCUCGCGGUGUAGCAUCGGAUCCCUCCCUCACCUCCCCGGAUUGCGCGAGAACGGCUUCAUCCGGCCACGGUCGACGGACGAGGCGGCCGUCCGGCUCCUAGAUCUCCGAUUGCAGCGUCUGACCUUGACGAACGUCACCGGGACCGACAACCGACGUCCGGUAUCCACCGGUGACCUUGAGUUCCUGUUGGGCCUUGGGUCCCUGCCCCUCCCGAGGCCUCCGAAUUUUCAGCUUCUACGGUACAAGUCUGACCUGGUCUCCCGAAACACCAAUGAAGUCUACCACUACCCCAGCCCUCUGCACGCCGUAGCCUUACAGAGUCCUCUCUUCACCAAUGGACUCUCUCAAAGUUCAUCCCAAGAAGAGCUUGACGAGAUGCCCCCAAAGGUUCCCCGAUCCGAGUCUCCCAAGAAAGACUCCAGAGAACUGCCGAGGGUCCGCUUGGACCAAUACAUGGCGAAGUUGGUGCUGCGUUAUAAGUGCCGCACAGCGGCAAAUCGUACCGAAUCGGGAUACCUUGUGGGGAAUCAGAAGAGUUUAUCCAUGACGUCCAUCUGUAGCUCUGGACAGGUGGCCGCUCAAGUCCUCGGUCCGAUUCCAGGAUGGAAGAUUCGACGGCGCAUCUCCACCUGUUCUCACUUACGUUCUCCUGAAGGUCCAGACGGAGCACGAGAUUCCCGGGUCCUGGAUGGGUUGUGGGACUUCCCGCCGUUCCCAGAGAUCAGCUCAUUUCAGUCUAGUACAGCCAACCUCGUUAAACCGAGCGAGUUGUCUGUGAUUUCCCUCUCUUCGCCCCAGGAUCCUUCGGUUAAAUUUGUCCUGAACAAGCAAUCGGCCACGCCGGAUCGAAAAAUUUGGGCCGCAGGGCCCCAGCAACAGAUAACCAAGACAGAGACCGCUUUCAGAAAGGAGACCUCUUUGCCCCGGGCCACGACUGGUGUUGACAAGCUAUACAAAGGCAAACACGCUUCGCGGGAAUUGGUGAAAACUCCAGAGAAAGGAGAGAAAGCAGCCGAGAGAAGCUGGUUGAGUCCCCGCGAAUUGCUGCGCAGAUUAAGUCUCCGGCGCAAACCGUCGUCCCGCCCAGUAGGCAGGGCCCGAGCCAGUUCGGAAAUGAACGUUCACGCAGCCGCCGGGCUGGUGUGUGCCAGCCAACUUCAAACCAACCGAGGCAAGGCCAUCAAGCCAAAAUGGACGUCGGUCCUGGAAAUAUCCAGCAAGUCCUCCGGACGGCACCGUGCCAAAGCGGGGACGUUCCUUCCGCCGGUGAUUUUGAACCGCAACCUUGCCUUUUCCUCCGACGCUCCGGCAACCUUCUGCUUCCCAGAGGACGGCCAGUUUGACCUGCCGCCUCGGCAGCGGGCCAGACAUCCCGGCAACGGAUGCAGGCUGAGCGAGGUGGAAGCGACCAGCGCUGUCAGCCUGAACGGGGACUGGAUGUUCCACCACCAGCUUGGAGACCGAUGGCUGCAUGGCUCCGCCACGUUGGAUUCGUCCGAUUUGCCCCCUCACAACUUUAAGCUUCGACGCAGCCGUUCUUUCAAAGAGCUGAAGAAGAUGGUAUCCCGCUCCUUCAAGAGUUCCCGAACUGCCAAAUACUAGAGAAAAAAAAAAACCCAGACAAUCAUUUGGGGACGUGGUGUGAAAGAGGAAUUAGCUUCUGAAUGCGUUGGGGGUUUGGUUUUUGUCACGUUCGUGUCGCAAAACUUUCUCUUAAGUUUGGAUGACGAGACUGCCUCCGGCACGUUGGCAUCCUUCCACAUUGCAGUGUCCUGAAUUUGGCGGAGGAUGUCUUGAAUUCAAAUGUAAACCUCUCGAACCGUAGGAAACCCACGGGCCUGAAACGCAAACCAAAGCUGAACUUACGAUCUCUGUCAAAAGCCUUGAGAGGUUUUCUAUCAGCUGCUGCUUCUCCUCAUUCUGAACUGGCUUUUUAAAUUUUGCCGCAGGAGCAUGGAAGGGGGUCAAAGAAACGUCGCUUUGGUUGAAGUCUGCUUUUGAUCUUGGAGUGGUUUUGAUAUCAGGGACCAAAAGAUAAAAAAAAUGUGUACUUCUUUAUUAUUUACCACCGGGGAUUCACGCUAGGUAAUCUAUGCCGGAUCAGUGAAUGCCUGGUGUUGUUUUUGGGUUGUUAAUGGACAAUAAAACCAAAAAGAUGGUGAAUAAUCGUGGGUAGGUAGGAGAGCCUGUUUGUGUUAAGCUAUCCCCCUCCCUCCAAAUCAGCUGGAUUUGAAGCUAGUUCUGAGCAAGCACAAUCUUCUAUUACAGGUAUUUAUGAUGACAGCCGAGCCCCAAAUUUCCGCUGCUAAGCAAGGCAGUUGUUAAGCGAACUUUGCCCAUUUUACGCCCGCUCUAGCCACGGUUAUUAAGCAAAUCCCUGCAGUUGUAGGUCACAAAAGGGGAUCACGUGACUGUCGUAAAUAUGAGUCAGUUGCCCCAUUUUGAUCAUUGGGAGGCUGCCAUGGAUGCUAGUGUGAAAAAUGAUCGUGUCCCUUUUUUCAGUGCCGUUUGCAACUUGGAACAGUCCCUAAAUGACCUGUUGUAAGUGGAGGACUGCCUGCAAGUAAGGAUUUACUUAACAACUGCCUCGCUUAACGACAGAGAUUUCAGGCUGAAUUCUGGUCAUAAGCUGAGAGCUAUCUGUGUUUCCAAUUCGUACAAACCCAUGGCUUUUUAAUGGCCAAAAUGGAACCGUGUCUAUUUCCACAUCCAUAACCCAUUGUGGUUUAUUUCCCCAAACCAUAAUGAAAUUCUGGUUUGGGGCUGAUCCCAGUUUUAACGGUUUGAGCACGCCACCUUGAAAUUAUCGGAUGUGGGGUCAAGACACGUUUCUGAGCCUCAGCUGGCAACUCCCCCCCCCUCUUUGGAUUAGGGCUUCCAUCCUCCUCAACAGGAACAGGGCUGGCUGGGGAUGACGGGGUUGUCACUGCAGCCAAACAAGGACGAUGGGAGAACGGCUUCACUCUUCCGUUCAGCUUGCCGUGGGGCGAAAAGAGCCGUUUUCAGGGAUCCCAAAGGAGAGGGCGUGAUUUCUGUAAUUAAAAUGUAUGUGCCACACAGCCCGUGCCAUGACCUUGGAUUUUCUCCUGUCCCCACCCCAGCUAUGCAAUUUUGCACAACUGGUACCUGUUACUUCUCUCUUCUCUUUUUUCUUCCAAGAGUAUAAAAAGCCGCAGCAAUUGCUGUUUACAUCGGAGAUUCGAUUCCUUGGCACCACGUUGCAAAUGACUGUAAUUAGCAAGGCUGGGAGACAGCAAGGAGCAUAGCAAGCAAGUUGGAGCUUGCUUGGUAAAGAGUCGGUCCUUAAACCUGUUUUAUUUUCCUGGGCCAGAAACGCUGCUUCGACAACUUUGCAGCCUAACCCAACCGUUUAAAAAAAAAAAAAAAGGCAAUCAAUUUUUUUAUUGAAUUGACAUAGAUGAACUUAACUGGAUGAAAUAUGAUUUGAAUUACUUUUUUUUUUCUUUUGCAAAAUAUUCAAGAUAUUUUAUACAUCUCGGAUAUAUAAACAUCUGAAAUAUC
Molecule: messenger RNA, 4304 nt
Organism: Crotalus tigris (Tiger rattlesnake)
Lineage: Eukaryota; Metazoa; Chordata; Lepidosauria; Squamata; Viperidae
Product: dapper homolog 1-like
Exons: 4
Coding region: 270-2384 (704 amino acids)
Biological process (GO): negative regulation of nodal signaling pathway
Cellular component (GO): cytoplasm
Source: RefSeq, a predicted model, not a curated record